AUGUUCGACGGGCUUGCCAGUCUUGGGGGGCUCGAGUUGUCCUCGAAUGAAAUAUCAGCAAUAGACACUGGGGUAUUUUCAAGUCUGAUAAACCUGAAAGAUUUGGGUCUCUCUAAUAACCAUCUCACGCAUUUAAAUGACGGAAUGUUCGACGGACUUGCCAGCCUCGAGUCAAUUUCCUUGUAUGGAAAUAAAGUGAUUAUGAUAUCGGACAAUGCCUUUGUCCCUUUGAGAAAUCUUGCAACCAUUGACUUGGACUCGAACAGUCUUGAAACUCUACAGUAUGAGGUUUACUACAAUCCACCCUUCAAGAAUUUGACUUCGCUGUUCAUAUCGUCUAACCCGUGGAACUGCGAUUGCCGCCUUAGAUGGUUGCUGUUCGACGGACUUGCCAGCCUCGAGUCAAUUUCCUUGUAUGGGAAUAAAAUGAUUAUGAUAUCGGACAAUGCCUUUGUCCCUUUGAGAAAUCUUGCAACCAUUGACCUGGACUCGAACAGUCUUGAAACUCUACAGUAUGAGGUUUACUACAAUCCACCCUUCAAGAAUUUGACUUCGCUCUUCAUAUCGUCUAACCCGUGGAACUGCGAUUGUCGCCUUAGAUGGUUGCGUGAGCUGGUUGAUCUAAAGCCUUAUCUGCUGCUUCUUCCGGAAUUUGUGAAAUGUGUGCAACCACCAUAUUUGCAGAACUUGACAUGGGACAUCCUGUUUCCAGAAGAUUUUGUUUGCUGA
Lingula anatina is the source of this 729-nucleotide messenger RNA. RefSeq lists its product as uncharacterized. Gene Ontology annotation, molecular function: protein binding. The record is from RefSeq and is a predicted model, not a curated record. Lineage: Eukaryota; Metazoa; Brachiopoda; Lingulata; Lingulida; Lingulidae.